UAUUCAGAUGAUAGAAAUUACAGAAAUAUGUGAUAUUUUGCGCGGUACACUCUACGUCUAAGAGAGAAAAAGCAAUAUUUUUCAUUAGGAUAAGAUAGAUAUAUUUGUGUGUAGAGUACUUUAAACAUUAUUUUUAUGAAAAAAAUGGAAAAAUCAAAUCAAUCAGUCAACAAAUCAACAAACAAACCUGUACAAAAUGAGACGGAUUCAAUGACAUCCCCCCAAGUUUCGCUCACUGAAUCUCUGAAAAAAUGCAACUUAUCAUUUUCGAUCAACUUUGAUUUCAAUGACGUUAAUAGUGAGAAUUCUACUGAUUCUGAGAAUGCUGAUUUAAAAAUUGACAUAUCUGAAGUGGAUAAUUAUGAACCGUCCAGCAAGCAUAAAAGAGAAGCUGUUGAAGAAGCAUCAGUACUCAAUGAAAUGGAAGAAGAAAUUGAGAGGCAACUUGAUGCCAAAGCUGCCAAAACUAAUUUAACUGCCACUAAUGUUAAGAAUAUAUUGAAACAUGUAAUUCCUUAUGAGCAUCUAAUGACAAUGGUACAAAAAUGGCUUCAAGAUACAGAAAAUGAUGUUAACUUUGGUCGUAAGCUAACAAGGGCUAAAGCUAAAGAAUUAGCAGCUGCAAAGGUUAAUAUACCAUGGCCUAUUACUACAGCACAAAAAGCUUCUUCAGAAGUGCAGGCUUUGAUUCAGGAAGAAUUACCAGAAGAUUCAUCUGAUGAAGAAUAUAAUCCUGAACAUGAUAAGGCACAGAGUGAUGAUGAGAGAGAAGUGGAAAGUACAUCAAAUAGUGAUAAAGAGUUACAACCAUCAAUAUCAGUGAAUAAUAAUAAUAUUAUAGCCUCUUCUGAACAACAAUCAUCAAAUGUGCAAUACGAUCCUGAAGGAAUAUUUAAAAUACCACUUGUUCCACUUGGUCCAACAGAAGAAGAAAGCAUUAGUCAAAGAACACGCUCUAAGUUACCUUUGAGUGAAACUUCUUUGCAAGAAAUAGAACAAGCAUUUAUACCACCUGAUAUAACUGCUGAUAUGAUUGAUGAUUUAGAUUGUGAGCUGGACGAAGAUUGGGAUAAUUUUUUGAAGGAAUUUACACAACCUUUGACACAAGAUCCAACUAUAGAAGAUGAUCCAGAAGCUGAUCCUGAAUAUAACAUAUUAGAAGAUGAAACUGAUUUAUUGGACAAGGAAGAACUUAGGACAGACAAAGCAGUAGAAGUUUCUCGCAAGGAACAAUACGACUUAAUUGCAGAAUUGCUCGAAUUAACUCCUAUGUUCUCAAUGCAGGAGGAAGAACAAGAAGUGUUCAAAAAAAAGAAACUUCCAGACAAUGAAACACCGCCGAUUGAAAAUAACAAUAUGAAUUGCCCUAUGGCAGAAUUAUCAGUACUUGCUGAACCUGAAUUAUCAGAAGUCAUGAGUCUUGAACAACGUCUCUUGUUAGCUACGCAGCUUCGGCAACACGUGCAGUUAAUGGCACAGCAUUUUGUUAUGACUCACAUGCAUCCAGAACAUCAUUCAUUGGCGAAACUAUAUAAACAGAACUUGCAGAGCUUAAGAUAUCUGAGCAAUGGGCCAAAUUCUGCAUUUAAUGCAGAAAACUUGGAAGAAGCUUUAAAAUUGGUGUCAACUUGGGAAAAUAAGUUUUCCGACUCAAAAUUUAAUGCAGAUUUCAAAAAGCAUGUAACGAAUGAAAUUGCUAAAUCUAAAUUGUAUCGUGCAAACCAGCGAAAACGUACUGAUGAAUUUUUUCCUGAGUUAGAAGAAUUACUUAUCAGAAGUGAAGCUCUUAUGUAUCCACAACUUUUACCAGAAAUACCUUUCAGAUCUGGACUUAAUAAAAAUGUAAAAUCUCCAUAUUUAAGACCGGAAGAAACUUUAAUUGCAUUGGGUAUCGAACAGUUCUUACCGUUUGUUCAAUCAAAACCAAGAAAGUUUAAAGAUAAAAAAAAGAUAUUGGCUGAUGUUGCUGAACUUAUUAGCCAGUACCUGUUGCCAAACAGAGAUGCGCAAGGAUUAUUACAUCAUAUCAUGAAACGUCGCGCUUCUAAGGAUAAUAAUCCAAUUAAGCAUUAUUUUGAAAAAGGAUGCGUUCCUAAAAUAAUACAUUACAUAACACUUGAGAAUAAACUGAAAGCUCCGAUAGAUCAACCAAUAGAACUUCUACCUCUGAGAUGGCGAACUUAUCUCAAUAAUCAAACAGAGUAUAACAACAAUUUAGCAAAGAAUAAUUACAUGACUGAUUUGUGUAAAUUUGCAAAACAAGGGAUUAUUAUGAGUGCAAUAGGGAAAUAUCCCUGUGUCUCUAAUAAUCAUUCCUUACGAAAUCCGAUUGUGAAUAUGUUACCGAAAAUAUUACCUGCAACUUUGAAUCCAAAACUUUCGACUACCGACAAGAUUGAUAACUCUGCUAAAAAAAAUCCUAAACUCAACAUUAGCGAAGACAAAGAAGUACUUGAUAAUAAUGUACAAGCUGUUGAAACGUGUGCAGAAACAAAUGAAGCACACGCGAAUGUACAAAGCACUUCGAAAACUAAUGCUACAGACAUGAAGGAAACACAGACAGAUAAAAGUACCGCUAAAUUAAACACUAUGUUAACCAGAAGCGCAAAAGUAUCUCAAAAUUCACCACAGAUACGCAAAACCACACCUAGAUUAGCAAAAACAAGAAGUGCUCAAAAUAUGAAGAUGAUGGCGCAAGCGUUGGGUUCGAAACCUUCGUCUAAUUGUGGUGCUCUAAAAUCCAAAGAAAAGGACAACACAGAUAAGAACGUAGAUGAGCAGUGCGCUGUGUCAAAAGUUGAUAAUGAAGAUGAAAUAGCGGAAUUAAUGUUAGCUAGUACAACAAUAAUCAAAGAUCCUGUGAACAGAAAAAAAGCUAAACAAACUAGAGAAAUAGAAAUUAUAAAAAGAUUAAUAAAAGCCGAAAAUCCAUUAACAGAAGAGGAACGUGACAGAAAAUUUGCAGCAUCGUAUUUUCAGAAGCUACACUUAAUGCUAGAAUCUACCAAUCCGGAAACAUUUAAAGGUGUGAUAAAAUUGUAUUUAGAUUAUUCUGAAAAAUUGGAAAGUCUUAAUAACCAAACAGUCGGUGACUCUCGCGAGAAAAGUUCAACAGAUAAAGAAAUAGAAGAUAACACAAUAAAAAAAGAUAUAUUAACAACCAAAUUGUACGAGGAUGUUUGCACAAAGUUGCAAAAUUAUCCAGAACUGUGUACAGAUUUUUUAUUAUUUCUAAAGCCGCAUCAAGCUGCGAUGAUUGGCAAAUCGGUAGAGUAUAUAAUGUUACAAAAAAUGAAUGAUUUUGUUCGCGUCGCACAAAUAUAUUUCGCUAAACAACCAUCGCGGAUAGCAAAGAUGAUGCAGGCAAUCACGCAACUCUCAUCUGAUCCUCACACUACUUUGGAAAACGUUCACGCUGUUAUGAGUCCUGUUUUUAAGGGUCAUCCACUUGUUAUGGAUUUAUUCUUACAAGUUCUACCUAGUGCAAAACCUCCUGAAAGUUUGCUUGCACCACAUAUAUUUGAGAACUUGACGUGUCCAUUCGGACUUUACGAUAAAAAUGUAACCUGUACCGAAAACUCAUUAGAAUUAUACGAGAAUAUAGAAUUACCCACAAAAACGUGUCACGAAGAUCCAUAUGGUGGAGAAAAUUGUAAAUGUGAUUGCCAUAAUACGGACGAUCCGAAUCUUAAAACUAAUACUGAACAUUGUAUUUCUUGCGGCACACGAUUUCUCAACGGGAGAAUUUAUCUACAAACGCCCGAGGGACUACGACCUGCAAAAAUUACGUUUCCUGGAGAGGAUCAGGAGAAAUUAGAUCAUAUUGCGCGCGUAUCGUUAAAAGUUGCUGACAAAGUCAUUCCGUCAAUUUCACCCAAAAAACGACGGAAAUCAUCGAAGACUGAUCCUAGUCAGGAAGAUGUUUGCCAGAAGCAGUGCGCUACGAAAGACGUGUUAUUGAAGGAAAACGAAGACAGUGAAAAACUAAAGCCUAAAAGGAAUGUAAAUUUCACCCUCAAAACGGAUCAAAAGAAAGUUUUGAAAAGAAUAGGCACUGUAGAUCACGCAGUCGCUAAUAAAAGAAUGCGUAUGUCUCAGUGCAGGAGUAAACGAGAAAAGAAGACUGAGGAGCAUGAUGCGUCAGCAGAAGUCAACGAAUCUGGUGUUGUAGAGCACGAGAAAACAAAUGAACUUAAAAAAUCAGAAGUUAGUUCUAUUGCACAAGUACCAAUGCGUGAUAAUCUGUUAAAUACUGAAGUUACACCAGUUAUUUCUUCAAGUUCAAGUAAUAACAUCGAUUGUGAAUCAAGUAAUGUAAAUACAAGAACAGCAAAUUUAAAAACAGAUACUAAUGUGAGAACGAAAUCUGAUUCAAUUAACAAACCAUGGACACGUGAAGAGGAUAUGAUAUUGUUACAAAGUAUUAAGAAAGAAUAUUCUGAAAGUUCAUUUUUAUCGAUAAGUGAACAAUUAGAAAAUCGUACUAUUGAUGAG
This is a messenger RNA of Pseudomyrmex gracilis, 4494 nucleotides long. RefSeq lists its product as uncharacterized. NCBI's taxonomy places the organism in Eukaryota, Metazoa, Arthropoda, Insecta, Hymenoptera, Formicidae. Gene Ontology annotation, cellular component: nucleus. The annotation marks the transcript as partial. Gene Ontology annotation, molecular function: transcription coregulator activity. Gene Ontology annotation, biological process: regulation of DNA-templated transcription. The record is from RefSeq and is a predicted model, not a curated record. The transcript is spliced from 14 exons.